CUGGCUCUCUUUUGUGUCAACUAGGUUGAAUUGACAGACGGAGGGUUUGUGUGUCCUGGACCGGCAGUAAAAUGAGCAUGGCUUAGUUUGUUUACGAGAGCUAAUAAUGAUGUGCUUUUAUUAACAUGGAUGGUACUGUCAAACGACAAGAGAUCCUCAGUUUCGACGACUACAAAGAGAGCAAGCACAUGAUGAGUGAGAAGGUGUCAACUUUACUAUCAGGAGCGGCAUAAUUACGGAUGUAUAUGAGCUCUGAAUAAAGAGGUGCGAACUCCGGGGUAUGAAGACUCCGAUAUUCCGAUUUGAUUACAACCGUGACUGCGGCCUGAUCUGCUUUGAGGAUAUCUCCAAGCAAGUCCAUAAAACGAGACUCAUUUAGAUUAUAGUGGGAUGUUUUUCCUUCUCGUUUUCAUCUUGGAUUGGGCAUAAAUCUUCGAAUGACUUUACAUAACAACUUUAACAUAUACCAAAAACUUCACGUCGUGUAGCGGUUAUUGGUAAACCACUUAAUCGCUGUGUACAACCCAUGGACAGAACAUUAGUGGAAACAAAUUACCAUCCUGUACAUUAAUAGGGACUAGGGCACCGCUACUCACUGCCUGGGUUAACAGUCAGGAUAUUUAUUUAUCACCGACAGAUCAACAAAAAGAUCACGCUGGUGAUGAAAUUUAACGCCAUUUGUUUUAUCUAGCUCUGGUUAUCAUAUUUUCAAUUUUCAUGAAUUUAUAUUCUUGAAAGACAUUUUCCAGAAACUUGUUUAAUUGAUUCGCAUCCCGAGACUUUAUCAUGUGAGCUUAUAAAACUAAAUUACAGACCAGACGCUCUAAUAACUUAUAUUGGAAAGGAACCACACUUUGAUGGAUUUUAUCUUCUCAGAUUAAAAUGAGAGAAAGUUUUGCAAGAAGACCACGUCUUGAAAUAUCUACAGCCCACUUUGUCUCUUGAUAAACGAGGGAAAAAUCAUAUUGGGGAAAAAGAGACGCUGAGUUUAAUUGGCGACGCGUGCCUUGUGAAGAACGCGGGAUGAAACGUUACUAUGAAAGGAUCGACGCAUUUGGACGCAUCAGCAUGCCGUAAAGUUCUGUUAAAAGUACUUUUCAUCUUUGUGUUCGUGGACCAUUCUAGGACCCAGUUGAUAGGAAGCAUACGACGGUGUGAGAAAAACGGUGAAGAGAUUUCCAUCCCAAAUAUUACGGAUAACCCUUGUAUAUCUUGUUUUUGUAAGAAUAAAGAGGUCACGUGUCGGCGGACUCAGUGUCCUAACUUAGAAGGCUGUCACAUGAUACUGUAUGAAAAUUUACAAGAGAAACGCAAGUGUUGCGAGAUGUGUAAAGGUUGUGUGUACAAGAAUUCCAAGUACUCCAGUGGGGAGGAGUGGACGAGCCCAGACGAUCCAUGUGUUAAGCUUUCCUGCAGGGCAGGAGUUAUAACGAGUGGCAGAACCAAAUGCUUCAACCAUUGCAAGAAUCCUAUCCCAGUACCAGGAAAAUGUUGUCCCAUUUGCCAAGGUUGCAAUGACAACGGUAGAAGUUAUAAGAAUGGUGAAGAGUUCACUCUCAGCACAGAUACAUGCACAAAAUGCAUAUGUCAGAAUGGUAAUAUAUCGUGUACAAAAGAAGCUUGCCCGGUGUUGAAUUGUCCAGAAUCCACAAUCAUACAAAAAGAAAACGAAUGUUGUCCUUCAUGUGAAGGGCAGAGAAGAAUUUUCAAUUUGCCUGCUGGAUUCUGUUUCUUUCAAAAGAAAAUCUACAAAACAAACGAUGUCUUCAGAGUGGGAGAAUGUUCUCAGUGCCAAUGUUCGAUGGGAACCAUUGUUUGUGAUAGGGAAACGUGCCCGCCUAUCACAUGUAGUUUCAACAUGACAGUAAAGCGAGAGAAUUCCUGUUGUCGAGUCUGUCCACAGAAGGAAUUCUGUGAAUACGAGGGAGCUACAUUCCAGGAUUCGGAAGUGUGGCAGCCUAAUAUUUGCACCAAGUGUUCCUGUGAUGAUGGAACCACACGCUGUCGAGUUCAACAGUGCAAGAUGUCCGCCUGGUGCCGAGCGGGUUAUAGAUUAAAAUAUGUGGACGGGGAAUGCUGUCCAAAAUGUGUAGAAGCGAAUGGAAUCUGCACAGUAUUUGGUGAUCCACAUUACAGGACAUUUGACGGCAGGAUAUAUAAUUUUCAGGGAGCAUGUAAAUAUUUAUUGGCAGAGGACGAAGUGAGCAAAAAGUUUUCUGUGACGGUCCGAAAUGACGCUCGUUCAUCUCCGUGGUUUACAUGGACGCGAAUGUUGACAAUAUUCAUAGGGAAGACCAAGAUCGGGCUUCAUCAAAAGUUAACCGUCAAAGUUAAUAGGAAGAGAAUCAAACUCCCUCAUAAGAACAAAGAUCCUGAAUUUUCUGUACACAAGGAUGGGAAUUCGGUGAUAUUCAAGGCAGUGUUUGGAUUGCAAAUCGUAUGGGAUGGUGAUAGCUUUGUCGAAGUGACUGUGUCCAGUCAGUAUAAACGGCGCAUGGCUGGUCUUUGUGGCAAUUAUAACGGGGUUGGUGCUGAUGACCUUACGGGUAGGGACCAUAAACUGUAUUUAGACAGUGAGGAAUUUGGAAACACCUGGCGGGUUGGAAGCAAGGCCGCUUGUGUACUUACUCAUAAAGAUUCCGAACAGUCAUCAUUAUGUGAUGGUGACAAGCGAAGGAGAAAACGAGCCCAGGCGACAUGUAGUUUUCUGCUAGGAAGUGUGUUCUCAAAAUGCCGACGACGAGUAGACGUGAGGACAUAUUAUAGUUCUUGUAUAUCGGAUAUGUGUGAUUGUCCGAAAGACAAAAUGUGCGCAUGCGAAUCUUUCAAAGCAUACUCACGCGCAUGCCUACGGGAGAAUGUUAGCAUCCGGUGGGAGAAACACAUACUAUGUCCAAAUCGAUGCCCAAGAGGAGCGAUUUUCAAAAACUGCACCCGACGUUGCUCCAAGACAUGCGCAGAUCCAAAGAAGAGUGGUCAUUGCAGAGACAGGUGCCAGCCGGCGUGUAUCUGUCCCGGAAAACGGGUACUUCAUAACGGGAAAUGUAUAGCACCAAAUACGUGUCCUGGUGUAUCAUAGUCCGUCCAUUUAUUGUGUUUUUAACUUUAUUUAUUUGCCAGUAUGCAUUACUUUAAUGCGAUUUGUUUGUUUUUCAUUUCUGAGAAUUAAAAAAAAGAAGUGGA
Molecule: messenger RNA, 3183 nt
Organism: Ostrea edulis (European flat oyster)
Lineage: Eukaryota; Metazoa; Mollusca; Bivalvia; Ostreida; Ostreidae
Product: BMP-binding endothelial regulator protein-like
Exons: 15
Coding region: 1037-3079 (680 amino acids)
Molecular function (GO): protein binding
Source: RefSeq, a predicted model, not a curated record